Zingiber officinale is the source of this 3132-nucleotide messenger RNA. RefSeq names its product rho GTPase-activating protein 7-like. The transcript is spliced from 23 exons. Lineage: Eukaryota; Viridiplantae; Streptophyta; Magnoliopsida; Zingiberales; Zingiberaceae. The record is from RefSeq and is a predicted model, not a curated record. Gene Ontology annotation, biological process: signal transduction. Bases 248 to 2857 code for a protein of 869 amino acids.
CAACCUAAUGUCGUCCAACACAAGUAAACAAACAGCUCUGUCCCCGUCUUCUGGUCCUCCAUCCGUCGCUUGCUGCUCUUCGCAUCCAUCCUCGCAAUCUAACGCCUCUCCUACUCCUUCCCACCCCCAAACCCUAAUCGCUUCUUCGCCUCCUGCGCCGUGGAGUAGAUCCGUCGCGGUAGCCGGCGCACAGGACAAUGCGGGGUAGGGAGAGAAGGAGCGCCUGAUCUGAUGCAGACGGCGCGGGAUGUCGUCGGCUCCGACUGCGGGGGCAAUGUUCGAGCGGCAUCGUGCCGUAGCACCUAAUACCUUGUCAAUGCAGGUUUUUAAAAGUGGACCAUUGUUUAUUUCAUCUAAAGGAAUUGGUUGGAAAUCAUGGAAGAGGCGUUGGUUUAUACUCACACGGACUUCUCUUGUUUUCUUCAAGAAUGAUCCUAGUGCAUUACCCCAAAGAGGUGGCGAAGUCAAUCUUACUUUGGGUGGUAUUGACCUAAAUAAUUCUGGAAGUGUGGUUGUUAGGGAAGAUAAGAAGUUACUAACUGUUUUGUUUCCUGAUGGACGUGAUGGUCGGGCAUUUACCCUUAAGGCAGAAUCUGUGGACGAUUUGUUUGAAUGGAAAACAGCUUUGGAGCAUGCACUUGCUCAAGCUCCAAAUGCUGCCCUUGUGAUGGGACAUAAUGGAAUUUUUCGUAAUGAUAAUGGGGAUACUUUUGAAGGAUCAUUCCAUUAUUGGAGGGACAAGCGGCCUAUCAAAUCCUUGGUUGUUGGUAGACCAAUUUUGCUCGCCCUUGAAGAUAUUGAUGGAGGGCCAUCCUUUCUAGAAAAGGCUUUAUGCUUUCUUGAGAAGUUCGGAACAAAGGUGGAAGGAAUUUUGCGGCAAGCUGCUGAUGUCGAAGAAGUUCAUCGAAGAAUCCAAGAAUAUGAGCAAGGAAAGAUUGAGUUUGCAGCUGAUGAGGAUGCCCAUAUUAUUGGUGAUUGUGUCAAGUAUGUUCUUCGGGAGCUACCAUCAUCUCCAGUUCCAGCUUCUUGCUGUACUGCAUUGCUGGAAGCUUAUAGAUUGACAAACAAUGAGGCUCGUGUAAAUGCUAUGCGCACUGCUAUUACUGAGACAUUUCCUGAACCAAAUCGGCGAUUGUUGCAAAGGAUUUUGAAAAUGAUGCAUGUCAUCUCUUCGCAUACUGCUGAGAAUCGGAUGACUCCAUCUGCUGUUGCUGCUUGCAUGGCCCCUCUUUUACUAAGACCUCUUUUGGCUGGUGAAUGUGAUUUGGAUGAUGAUCUCGACUCAAAUGGUGACAGUUCUGCUCAGCUUCUAGCAGCAGCAAAUGCAGCUAACAAUGCUCAGGCCAUUAUCAUAACUCUUUUAGAGGAGUAUGAAACCAUAUUUGAUGAUAGUAAUUUGCAGGGAUGCUCACUGUCUUCUGACUCUCAGAUUGGAGACACUGGCAGUGAAGAAUCUACAGUUGAUGUGAAUGCAGAUAUUAAAGAUAAUGGUUAUCAUGACGCAGAAAAUGAUGCAGAACCAGAAAUGGAAAGUGAUAAUGAUGAGCGUGUGCUCAGUGGAAAACUGAGCGGAAGCAGUGGAUACGCUGGCAGUGAUCUUUAUGACUACAAGGUCUUUGCUGGUGACGAUUCAGAUACGGAGUCUCCUGAGAAUCAGGCUUCAGCUAUGAAACCUGAGUUGCUUACGGGGUCUAGAACUCACUAUGAUGAGCAUGUUUCAUCAAUCAAAGGUACACAGAACCCACUGAUUGAGAAGGAUUCCUCUGAUGCCUUGCCUACACAAGAGUCUCCCUUGUUAAUGGGAGAGAUUCUAUCUUCCCUACAUCAAGGAACUUCUAUUCAUGCUCAUGCAACUGAAUAUAGUGCUGAGAGAUACUCGAUUAAAGUGAAUGGAUCUCACACGCAAAUGAAGCACAGUAAUUUUUGGGGUCGCAAUAAUGUCAGAAAGAAUCAGCCACUUGAACAAGUUGAUUCUUCUGGUGAAGAAGAGCUUGCUAUUCAGAGGCUUGAGAUCACAAAGAAUGACCUUCAGAUAAGAAUAGCCAAAGAGACGAAAGGCAAUGCUAUUCUGCAAGCAAGCUUGGAAAGAAGGAAACAAGCUUUGCAUGAGCGUCGAUUAGCUCUGGAACAAGAUGUAUCAAGACUACAAGAGCAGUUGCAGGCUGAGAGAGAUCUUAGAGCUGCUUUGGAGGUUGGUUUAAGCAUGUCUUCUGGACAGUUUUCUAGCUCACGCACGAUUGAUUCUAAGACAAGGGCAGAACUUGAGGAGAUUGCUCUUGCUGAAGCAGAUGUUGCUAGAUUGAAGCAGAAAGUUGCAGAGCUCCAUCUCCAACUCAACCAACAAAGCCAAAACCAAUAUGGAUCAGCCCCUUCUGAUAUAUAUCUGCACCUUCCUUCUCAUCUCACUCAACCGAAGAUUGUCCAACAAGAUUUCGAUAUGAGCCUUGCCUUUUGUAAUCAUGAAAAGAAACAACUAAGUGAGGAAAGCUCAUCAGCGACAGAUUGGAGGAGAACAAUGCCAGAAGAACCUCCAUAUACUGGUUCCAAGCUACCUUCGAGGAAGCAUUCUGCUGAUAAAACUAGUCUGAAUGAUUUAAGAGGCUUGGAGAUCGCAGCAUCAACCAGCAUGUCCUCUCAAGUCAAGGCAGCUAUUGUGGAGAACUCGCCUAAGAUCGCUGAGGUUGCAGAAUAUCCUCGGCAGCUAGCAGGGGCUUCUUCUACGCUGGCAGAAUUGACCACCCGACUUGAUUUCUUCAAAGAGAGGAGAUCACAACUAAUGGAACAACUCCAUAGUCUCGAUCUAAGCCACGGAGCGCCCUCUCAAGGUAUACCGCACAAAUCCACCCCAUGGAAUUGAUCCCAGAUGAGGCACAACCACUGCUUGUACAUCCGCGACCCAUGGAACCCACUUUAAGGCUUAGUUCACUUGUAACUUCUUCUGGUUAAGUGUUCAUUAUUUGGUGUUUACUUCUGCAGGAAUGUAAAUUUUGUUCGGUUUCUUGUACUUCUCCACGUGGUGGUGUAUUUUCAUCAAUAAUGGUCUUUUCUUGUGCUGGCUUGCCUUCAGCUAUUUGUUCUCAAAACAAGAUACCAUUAUAACGUCUUGAUCUCGAAAUAUGCUUUUCUUUCUUA